AUGGCCCAACCCAGAUUGAGGGGCCUUCCUGCCCACCCUCCCGGCCCGACCUUUCUUAGUUACACUCCCAACGGCCGCAAAUUGAUCACCGUCGGCCUGAACAACGCCAUCCGCGUCUUCCACACCGGCUCCGUCGACGAGCCCACCAAUAUCGACAAUGCCCAAGACUCGAAUACCGCCGUAGCUGCCGCUAACGACUUCUUCGUCGCCGGCUCCGAGGAUGGCACUGUGUGCAAAUACUCGCUCGACACCAAUGCCCUCGACGACGUUCUGGUGCGAUGCACUCUGCCUAUUCGCGACAUCGCACUGUCCCCGGACGGCAACUGGGCAGCUGUGGCCAGCGAUGAGCUGGUCGUCAAGGUCGUCAACACCCAUGAGAUGAGCCGCGUGCUCUACCUCCGAGAACAGUCGCGGCCUGUCAAGCACGUCUCCUUCGAUAUCUCUGGAUCAUGCUUGGCCGUCUCGUGCUCCGAUGGCCAAAUCUAUGUGUAUUCCCUCAGUUCUGAAGAACCGCAAUUGAUCAAAAAGGUGGUCGGGUUGGUGAAGAGCUUGGAGACCGAUGCUGAAGUUAGCUCCAAAGUGAUUUGGCAUCCAGACGAUAUCCAGGUCAUUUCACGUAGUGACUGGGAAAAGCAGCGGGCUUUUAGGUCCGGCCAUACCGGUGACAUCACAGCUGCCGCGUGGUCGCCCAAUGGCGGUCUUCUUGCUUCGGCUGGUCUGGACCGCAAGCUUACGCUGUGGGAUACCAAGACCCAACGAAUAACCAAGACUUAUGAUGAUACCCGCGCUACAAUUCUCGCCAUGGCUUGGCAUCCCACGGAGAAUACACUGUCAUACACCAACAGCGAUGGCGAGUUAUUUAUCCACACCGACUUCGUGCCUUCAGAGCAACUCCCGAUAUUGGAGAAAGAUUUACAGCAUGCGCCUUUCAUUCAUGACCCGCUGGCGGAAACUUCUGGCAGUACUGGCAGAGCGCUUCUUAACGGCUCAAAAGGUGGCAUACCUGUCCGUCCUCCCAGAAGGGGAACUCCUGAUUCGCUCGACGAUAUACUUGGCGAAGAUGGUAUGUCUGACAAUGAGCCGUUCAUCGAGGACGAUGACGGGGCCGGAUACGCUGAAGAAAUCAAUGGAUAUGGCAAACGCACAAACAAGCAUCUGGACGAUUUGGAGGUACCAAGCGGCAAGCGUAGCAGAGGAGCUUACAGUUCCCCCCAAUGGCGCGUCCAUGUCCCAUUCCAGCCAGGAAGCACGCCGUGGCGCGGCAAUCGGCGGUAUUUAUGCCUGAACUUAACUGGAUUUGUCUGGACAGUGGACCAGGAUACGCAUCACACCGUUACAGUGGAGUUCUAUGACAGGGAAGCACAUCGCGACUUCCAUUUUACUGAUCCAUUCUUGUAUGACAAAGCUUGUUUGAACGACAACGGCACGCUGUUCUCUUGCCCUCCAAGUAAAGAUCACCCGGCUACAGUCUAUUAUCGGCCGCACGAGACUUGGACCACGCGAACAGACUGGCGGACGCAGCUGCCAGCCGGGGAGACUGUGACGGCCAUAUCCUUGAGCGAAUCGUACGUUGUUGUCACGACAUCCGCUGACUAUGUCCGCGUAUAUACGUUGUUCGGUGUCCCUUACCGUAUCUACCGCCAAAAAUCAUCACCUACUGUCACCUGCGCAAGUUGGAGGGACUAUGUAUUGACCAUUGGAAAUGGACCCGUUGGCGGCGAUGGCUCCACAAGACUGCUCUAUACCAUUGAGAACGUCAAGAGGGACGAGAUCUGCCAAAGUGAGGACAUCGUAGCACUAAGCAAAGACACAGAGCUUCAAAGCGUCUUUUUCUCGGACAGUGGGGACCCUUGCGUGUAUGAUACUUUAGGGACACUGCUAGUCCUGCAGCACUGGCGGCAACCUGGCCAGGCCCGCUGGGUCCCACUUCUGGAUACUAAGCUUCUCUCUCGUUUGGCAUCUGGACGUAAGGAAGAAACAUAUUGGCCGGUGGCUGUCGCGAAUGAUCGGUUCCACUGUAUCAUCCUCAAGGGCGGCGACAAGUACCCCUAUUUCCCACGGCCUCUGCUUUCCGAUUUCGAGUUCCAGAUUCCUGUUCACGGUACUCCCGCCAAAGGCCAGGGUAUGGAUGAGGACGAUGAAGAUGCAGGGUUUUCUGAAGGUCAGAAGCUGGAGGAAAGCUUCGUCAGGCACUCGCUACAGUUGUCGCUUCUGGAAGACAUGGUUAAUGCUACGAGGGCUACCCAUUCACAGAAGACAGAGUUGGCCAGGAAGGAGCUGGAGCUCGACAAAGCACUAUUGCAGUUGCUAGCUAUUGAAUGCCGAGAAGGUGAAGAAAAGGGAAUGAAGGCGCUUGAAAUUGUUGGCUUGAUGAGAGACCGAGGCGGAAAGAUGAUGGAUGCUGCGCAAAAGAUUGCUAGCCGAUUCGGACGGGACGUCCUUGGAGAGAAGAUUCAAGAGCUUGCUGAGAGAAGACUAGUGGGUCUUGGUGGUGAUGAUGAAGACAUGGACUGA
This is a messenger RNA of Aplosporella prunicola CBS 121167, 2514 nucleotides long. RefSeq lists its product as uncharacterized. The record is from RefSeq and is a predicted model, not a curated record. Lineage: Eukaryota; Fungi; Ascomycota; Dothideomycetes; Botryosphaeriales; Aplosporellaceae. Gene Ontology annotation, biological process: DNA repair; mitotic cell cycle; DNA-templated DNA replication. Gene Ontology annotation, cellular component: nuclear replication fork. The transcript is spliced from 6 exons. Bases 1 to 2514 code for a protein of 837 amino acids. Gene Ontology annotation, molecular function: chromatin binding; protein binding.